Messenger RNA from Cannabis sativa, 3471 nucleotides. RefSeq names its product clathrin interactor EPSIN 2. The transcript is spliced from 14 exons. Gene Ontology annotation, cellular component: plasma membrane; endosome; clathrin vesicle coat. The coding region runs from base 367 to 3000 and encodes 877 amino acids. Gene Ontology annotation, biological process: endocytosis. Gene Ontology annotation, molecular function: phospholipid binding; clathrin binding. The record is from RefSeq and is a predicted model, not a curated record. NCBI's taxonomy places the organism in Eukaryota, Viridiplantae, Streptophyta, Magnoliopsida, Rosales, Cannabaceae.
CGUAGAAGUUGCGCUGUCUUUCUCGUAAUUUUAUUAAUUUAUUUUUGGUAAUAGUUGUUAUUUUGGUCCGAAAUUAUAGAAAGAAAAAACAAACAGAAAAUUCAAAAUCUCUCUUUGAUUUCUUUGUGUGUCGGUUCGUAUUUGAUUUUCUCUCUCCUUUCCUUCGGACCAACAUCCACAUUCUAAGCUAAAGCCUUUGGUUUCAGCAGCUUCUUCUUCCUCAUCUCGCCUCCUCCUCUGCCAUCUUCGCGUUUAUCUCCUUCCCCACGCUGCCGUCAGAUCAGGUCAGAUCAGACCAGAUCCAUCCUUCGCUGCCGUUGGAUCAGGGACGAGUAGGCUUUGAAGCGGCUACAUACAAUAUUUUCGAUGAAGAAGGUCAUUGGUCAAACUGUUAGGGACCUUAAGAGAGAGGUUAAUAAGAAAGUUCUCAAAGUUCCUGGAAUUGAACAGAAGGUUCUUGAUGCAACUAGCAAUGAGCCUUGGGGUCCCCAUGGAUCACUUCUUGCUGAUAUUGCAUUGGCAACAAGAAACUAUCAUGAAUAUCAGAUGAUCAUGACGGUCGUUUGGAAGCGAAUUAAUGAUACUGGCAAGAAUUGGCGUCAUGUGUACAAGGCAUUAACCGUUUUGGAAUACCUAGUAGCCCAUGGGUCAGAGCGGGUCAUAGAUGAGAUUAAGGAACAUUCUUAUCAAAUAUCAACACUGUCCGAUUUUCAAUACAUUGAUUCCAGUGGAAGAGAUCAGGGAAGCAAUGUCAGAAAGAAAUCUCAAAGUCUUGUAGUCCUAGUGAACGAUAAAGAAAGAAUAAUUGAAGUUAGACAGAAAGCAGCUGCGAAUAGGGACAAGUUUCGCAGCCCAUCAUCAUCAGGUGGGAUGUAUAGGCCUGGUUCAAGUCCAGGUGGAUAUGGCGACAGAUAUGAAGAUGAACGUUAUGGAAGCAGGGAUGACGAUCGAUAUGGAAGAAAUGGGGAAAGGGAAUGGGGCUACAAAGAUGAUGAUCGCUAUAGCAGAAACGGGGACUCCUAUACUCGUGAUGGAGAUCGCAAUGGCAGAGACUAUGAGGAGCGCUAUGGUAAAGAUGGUUACAGAGAUGAUGAUUACAGGGGAAGAAGUCAGAGUGUUGAUGAUAACUAUGGUACAAGAAGUAGAAGCUCUGAUAGAGACAGAGAGCGUUCUUCUUUUGAUGAUGGUCAAUAUUCCUCUCGUGGGCCUAGAGGUGAUGAUUCUCAGGAUGGAAGCAGGCGCCUUGAUAGGAAAUACUCGGAACAAAAUAUUGGUGCGCCUCCUAGUUAUGAAGAGGCGAUAAGUGACUCUCGAAGUCCUGUUCACAGCGAGAGGGAUGUCGAAACUCCAACAACUGCUGCUCCUAGAGGUUCUUCUCCACCAAGCAACGUUCCAACUUCUCCACCAGUAAGCAGUCAACCAAACCAACCAAACCAACCAAACAACAGUGAUACUACUCUUCCUCCUCCUAACCAGGAAGUACAGACUUUCGAUGAAUUUGAUCCAAGAGGGUCAGUUUCAGCUACUCCAGCUAAUGCAAAUAAUGCUGAAAUGGACUUGCUUGGUUCCCUGUCAUUGGCCAUUGUGCCAACUACUUCCACCUCAGAAGCUGAUUAUAAUGCAAAUGCUGGUUCAGCAUCAACUUUCGUAGCAGCACCAGUGGCAUCUAAUGUUGUGAAUCAGUCAUUUGAAGAUCCAUUUGGUGACACACCUUUCAGAGCCAUCCCUUCUGACUCUACCCAAGUUCCACCACAGACUUCUGACACAGCUUUCACAGCAGAGCUACCACUUUCCAUAGUUCCAAAAGCAGAAACUGGAUCCAAUUUUGACUUUGGAGACUCAUUAUCUGGCAUAACUUAUUCUACACCUAGUUUCUCUACUGUUCAAACUCCUUCAAUGAACCCAGAAUUUUUGCCCCAGGAGCUGCCCACUUCACAUCAGAACACUGAUAUUCUAGCAGACAUCCUUCCCCAUUCGGGACCAUCACCUGCUAUAACUUCGCAACAAGCUUUUUCAGUGUCAUCAACCCAAACAGCACAGUCAGGUGCUAAUGCUUUUGGGAGUUUUCAACCACAGCCAGGAUCUCAAGUUUCUGUUCCGCCAAAUAUGGUUCCUCAGACUCAAAGCGGUUCUGCUGGGCAUUAUGGAAAUUAUCUUCCCACUGGACCUACUCCUAUGACCUCACAUGCAAUUCCUCAAAUGCCCACUGGACAAAAUCAAUUUAUCAAUGGACAAUUUGCUCCACAACAGCCUUUUGCACCUCCAAAUAAUGGGAACUUUUAUUCACAGCAGGGGACCCCUGCUGUCUCCAUGAAUCCACAAACUACAAUGGGACACGCUGGACAGCUGAACAGUGGCAACUCGUUUCAACAACAGACUUCUGCUUCCCAAAUAGCACCACAAGCUGCUUAUCAUACCCCGAGUGGACCUGUGCAGCAAAGCAAUGUUCUUGGUAACCUUGGACAAACAGGAUCAAACCCUUCAAUGGCUUCUCAUCCAACUAAGGACAAGUUUGAGACCAAAUCAACAGUUUGGACUGAUACACUAAGCCGUGGACUAGUCAAUUUGAAUAUAUCUGGACCUAAAACAAAUCCAUUAGCGGAUAUAGGAAUUGAUUUUGAUGCCAUCAAUCGUAAGGAAAAGAGGUUGGAGAAGCCUGCUGCAACUCCUGUGACAUCUACUGUAAAUAUGGGUAAAGCUAUGGGGUCUGGUUCUGGGAUGGGUCGUGUCGGUGCAGGUGCACUUAGGCCCCCGGCAAAUCCUAUGGUUGGUUCUGGGAUGGGUAUGGGAAUGGGCGGUGGUCCUGGUCCUGGUCAGGGUAUGAAUUUAGGGCCAUACGGAGGCAUGAACCAACAACCCAUGGGGAUGGGCAUGGGAAUGAAUAUGGGUAUGGGGCAACCGCAAGCAGGAAUGCGUCCUGGGUCAAACAUCCCUGGUGGUUAUAAUCCCAUGAUGGGUGGCUACGGUGGUCCUCAACAACAAUAUGGUGGCUACCGAUGAGAGCUGAAUAAAAACCCUUAAAAGAGUUCUGAAGUUGGAAAUCAGGGGUUUGUUUUUUAUUGUUUGCGAUCCCAUCUUGACCGAGUCAGUACCCACAUUUUGUAUUUUUUGACCGGUAUUGUAAUUUUCUUCCAGGGCUGAUGUGGUUGUACUUUUAGUCUUGUCUUGAUUGUUAAUCUGGGUCGUCAUUUCUUUUUGGUUCACAAGAGCUCUAUUGGCUAUUGCUGCAUUGAUGCUUCUAGCUGUUGUGGCGUUGUGUAGCAGAGCGAUAACCAUUCUCUGGUUGUCUUCCAUUAUUUUUCUUUUUCUGUUUCAUAUAUACAUAUAUAUAUUUUUGGUCACUCGUCAAAGAUUACGACACUUCUCCUUACACACUUCGAAAUGAUAUUAUCAUUCAUUAUUCUAUCGGUAUGCUUUGUGAUUAAUUGUGUACUUACCCUAAUAAAAGAUUAAUAUUGUUGAUAUAUUUCA